AUGCCUAAACGUAGUCAGAGAGAGGGUCUUUGGACCAGGGCCAUGAGCAACUCUCACAGCCCAUGGUGGGGGUUUUUACCAGUAGUCAUAAGAAGAAUGGAACGGUCGCUGGUUUUCAUCCCAAGUAUAUCCAGCUAUCUGACGCAGUCGCUCGUAUAUUCGAGGCGGAGGAUCGAGAAGGUCGUCGGUAACGAGCGGAGCACUGUCCAUGAUGGAGCGCAUACGGCGGCGCGCCGCGAGGGCGAAUCAGUCGGUGCCGGUAGCAGAGCGAGAAGGCUACGGGAAGCGAGCGUUGGUAUUCAAUCAAGAUCCGGUCGGCGUCUGGGGAAUGGGGAUUCAGGAGGGCAACACAAGUGCACCGUGACCGCCGAGCACAAGCAGAGGCAGAGGCAGAGGCAGAGGCAGAGGCAGAGGUAG
Messenger RNA from Fusarium graminearum PH-1, 417 nucleotides. RefSeq lists its product as uncharacterized. Bases 1 to 417 code for a protein of 138 amino acids. The record is from RefSeq and is a predicted model, not a curated record. The transcript is spliced from 3 exons. Lineage: Eukaryota; Fungi; Ascomycota; Sordariomycetes; Hypocreales; Nectriaceae.